Messenger RNA from Myotis daubentonii (Daubenton's bat), 4795 nucleotides. It is a transcript of the gene SMARCAD1, whose product is annotated as SNF2 related chromatin remodeling ATPase with DExD box 1. The record is from RefSeq and is a predicted model, not a curated record. NCBI's taxonomy places the organism in Eukaryota, Metazoa, Chordata, Mammalia, Chiroptera, Vespertilionidae. Gene Ontology annotation, molecular function: ubiquitin binding; ATP binding.
CUUCCGGGCGGGUGCUCGCCAGCGCGGCCUGCGCCGCUCCCCGCCUCCGGCCCCUUUGUGUCCCCGCGGUGCCGAGGCGCGGGCCCCGGCACGUCCUUCCCGCAGGCAGGCAGCGCCGUCGUGCAGGCGCCGCUCGCCGUGGGCGGGCGCGCGGCUCGCAGGGGGGUGCGAGGGGGACGUGCCCGCGCGCGCUGGGCUGGUUCCUUUCAGACUCCCAGUCCCACAAGGUGGGGGCGGCCACCAGGAUGAAUCUUUUCAACCUGGACCGUUUUCGUUUUGAAAAAAGGAAUAAGAUUGAGGAAGCGCCCGAGGCAACACCCCCACCCUCCCAGCCUGGCCCUUCCUCGCCCAUUUCCCUUAGCGCCGAGGAGGAGAACGCCGAGGGGGAGGUGAGCAGGGCAGGCAGCCCUGACUCCGAUGUCACUGAGAAAACAGAGAAAGUGGGACAGAGAGAGAGAAACAUCGAUGUAAGAGAGACACAUCAACUGGUUGCCUUCUGCACAUGUACCCAUAACCCAGAAGAUUCUAGUGUUCCAGAAACUACAGUAAAUGAAAGAAAACCAAGUAUAUCAUGUUUGAAGAACCAAGGAGGAAUACAGUAUAUUGAUUUGUCUUCUGACAGUGAAGAUGUUGUUUCUCCAAAUUGCUCCAAUACAGUUCAAGAGACAAAAUUCAACAAAGACACAGUGAUUAUAGUUUCUGAGCCAUCUGAAGAUGAAGAGUCCCAAAGCCUUCCUGCCAUGACAGGUAGAAAUAAUGCUAUUUCAGAACUGGAAGACCUUUCGGAAUUGGAAGACCUUAAAGAUGCUAAACUUCAGACCUUGAAGGAACUGUUCCCACAAAGAAGUGACAGUGAUUUACUUAAGUUGAUUGAAUCAACCAGCACAAUGGAUGGAGCAAUUGCUGCUGCCUUGCUGAUGUUUGGUGAUGCAGGUGGUGGACCCAGGAAAAGAAAGUUAUCUUCUUCUUCAGACACAAAUGAGGAAGAUGAAUUUAAUGAUGAUCAACCCAUAAAAAAGAAGAGACUGGAUCAUAGAGGAAGGGAGAGGGAUAGAGAGCCAGAAACAUCGAUGAGAGAGAAACAUCCAUCAGCCGCCUCCUGCACACUCCUCACUGGGGAUGUGCCCGCAACCAAGGGAGAGGAAUCAAAUGAGUCUGCAGAAUCUAGCAAUAUUUGGGAAAAGCAGGAAAGUAUUGUAUUGAAAUUGCAAAAGGAAUUUCCCCAUUUGGGUAGAAAGGAACUAAGGGAUGUACUCAAGGAACAUGAAUGGAUGUACACAGAAGCCUUAGAAUCUUUAAAAGUGUUUGCAGAAGAUCAAGAAUAUGCUUCACAAAGUGAGUUUCCAAAUGGAAAAGAAGUUUCUUCAAGAAGUCAAAAUUAUCCUAAAAGUAUAGCUAAAGCAAAACUAAAACAGAAAUAUGCCAUGAAAGCACAAAAUGGUUUUAACAAGAAACGUAAAAAAAAUGUAUUUAAUCCGAAGAGAGUUACUGAAGACUCUGAAUAUGAUUCAGGUUCUGAGGCAGGUAGUUCACUAGAUGAGGACUAUAGUAGUGGUGAAGAAGUGAUGGAGGAUGGCUAUAAAGGUAAAAUUCUUCACUUCCUUCAAGAUGCUUCAGUUGCUGAACUUACUUUGAUUCCUCAGUGUUCUCAGAAAAAGGCUCAGAAGAUAACAGAACUCCGGCCCUUUAAUAGUUGGGAAGCUCUGUUCACAAAGCUGUCCAAAACUAAUGGCUUAUCAGAAGAUUUGAUAUGGCACUGUAAAACAUUGAUCCAAGAAAGAGAUGUAGUUAUAAGACUUAUGAACAAAUGUGAAGAUAUUUCAAAUAAAUUGACGAAACAAGUUACCAUGCUCACUGGAAAUGGAGGUGGAUGGAACAUAGAACAACCCUCUAUUUUGAAUCAAAGUUUAUCACUCAAGCCCUAUCAGAAGGUUGGUUUGAAUUGGUUGGCAUUGGUACAUAAACAUGGACUCAAUGGCAUUUUGGCAGAUGAAAUGGGCCUAGGAAAAACUAUUCAAGCCAUUGCAUUCCUGGCAUACCUCUAUCAGGAGGGUAAUAAAGGUCCUCAUUUGAUCGUUGUUCCUGCGUCAACUAUAGAUAACUGGUUAAGGGAAGUUAAUUUAUGGUGCCCCACUUUGAAGGUGCUCUGCUACUAUGGUUCUCAAGAAGAACGUAAACAGAUAAGAUAUAACAUUCAUAGUAAAUAUGAAGAAUACAAUGUAAUUGUGACCACGUAUAAUUGUGCAAUCAGUAGUUCUGAUGACCGUGGUCUCUUUCGACGAUUAAAACUUAAUUACGCAAUUUUUGAUGAGGGCCAUAUGCUGAAGAAUAUGGGCUCUAUUCGCUACCAGCACCUUAUGACAAUUAAUGCAAAUAACCGUUUGCUGCUCACAGGCACACCUGUUCAGAAUAAUCUAUUAGAACUCAUGUCGCUGUUGAAUUUUGUUAUGCCACACAUGUUUAGUAGUAGCACAAGUGAAAUACGAAGAAUGUUUUCUUCUAAGACAAAAUCAGCAGAUGAGCAAAGUAUAUAUGAAAAGGAGAGAAUAGCACAUGCAAAACAAAUUAUAAAACCAUUUAUUCUCAGAAGAGUAAAAGAUGAGGUUCUCAAGCAGCUCCCCCCCAAGAAGGACCAGAUUGAGUUGUGUCCCAUGUCGGAGAAACAGGAGCAACUCUACCUGGGUCUUUUCAGCAAAUUGAAGAAGUCUAUCAAUAACUUGGAAAAAAACACAGAAAUGUGCAAUGUCAUGAUGCAGUUGAGAAAAAUGGCCAAUCAUCCUCUAUUACAUCGCCAAUAUUACACAGCUGAAAAGCUCAAGGAAAUGUCCCAGCUGAUGCUGAAGGAACCUACACAUUGUGAAGCUAACCCUGACCUGAUCUUUGAAGAUAUGGAAGUUAUGACAGACUUUGAGUUACAUGUUCUUUGUAAACAGUAUCGGCACAUUAAUAACUUCCAGUUAGACAUGGACUUGAUUUUAGAUUCUGGAAAAUUCCGAGUUUUGGCACGCAUUUUGUCGGAACUAAAAGAGAAGGGUGAUAGAGUUGUAUUAUUUAGCCAAUUUACCAUGAUGCUGGAUAUUUUAGAGGCUCUUUUAAAACAUCAUCAGCAUAGGUACCUCAGAUUAGAUGGAAAGACUCAGAUUUCUGAAAGGAUUCAUUUAAUUGAUGAGUAUAAUACCGAUAUGGAUAUCUUCGUGUUUCUGCUGUCAACAAAAGCUGGUGGCUUAGGAAUAAACCUGACUUCAGCAAAUGUUGUUAUACUUCACGAUAUUGACUGUAACCCUUACAAUGAUAAACAAGCAGAGGAUAGAUGCCAUAGGGUAGGCCAGACUAAAGAAGUACUAGUUAUAAAAUUAAUAAGCCAAGGGACGAUUGAAGAAUCCAUGUUAAAAAUUAACCAACAGAAAUUGAAACUAGAGCAAGAUAUGACCACAGUAGAUGAAGGAGACGAAGGGAGCAUGCCAGCAGAUAUAGCCACGUUACUUAAAACAUCAAUGGGCUUGUGAAAUAAGAAUUGUGAAUUCCUGAUUGAUGAGGAAAUAUCAACUUGGUGCACUCAAGGACAUUUACAUUAUGAUGACCAUGGGGUUUAUGAACAUUUGUAACUUUUUAUAAUUUCCAUAUUACAUUUCUCAUAGUAUGGACAACUUUUUUGCCACUAACUGAAUUCUCCCGAAGCUCACAUAUAAAGUUUCAAUAAAAGCCACAAAUAUGUAGUCCUAAAGAUGUUGAAUAAUCAUUUUACAAAACAGUUUUCUGAAUGGGGAUUAGUUGGUGAUUGUUUGUAACAAAUAUGCUAAUGCUUUAGAAAUGUCAGUAUUUUUGUAAUUAUUUCUACCUCCAAAUAUAUAUAUAUUGUCUUUCACUGGAUAAUGUGUGUAGAUUUUUACAUGUGCCUUAUUUGACAAUGCUUAUGUCUCGUUUUUGCUUGUCUCAUUUGAAAUUCUUUUUUAUUACGUUAGGUUUAAAGAAUACAGCUGUAUAGAUUAUAUAGCUUUCAUUUUAUUGCUAUUUGAAGCAGAUGUUCACCACUGUCAACUAGAACUCAACCUGAAUUUAAAGGUGGCAUUCCAUAUACUGACACCCCCAGGUCCUCCCAACUACUUCUGUUAAAACAAGUAUGUUUGGCUAGGCACUAAGUUGUUUUCCAGUGAAUAGUAUCUAAAGAAGCCCUAUCUUGCUCCAUGGAAUAAUUAAUUACUUCUGUUCAUUUCCCAACUGCGUUAAUUGUGCGUAUAUUACUCUGCCCAUUCCUGUGCAUGUUUUCAUUGAUUUCCCUCUCUUGGCUUUUGCUUCUCUUGAAACUGUUGCCCAGUCAUUUCUGCUCCAGUUCUCUUUACUCUCUAAAUAGUAGUUAUUCUGCCAAAUCACACAUCAGCAAAAUGUUGGUGACAUUUUUUUCUAGCCUGGCAGAACAGAUUAACAGGCUAUUUCACUUCAAAGCAGACUGAAUGUGACUUCAUGUUAAGGAAGCAUUAGGUACUGCAUGGAAAUAGGUCAUUAACUUUACAUGCUUAUCAAAAUAUGAUUUACCAGGUUCCAGAAAUUCCAGUACAGGACCUCCUGAAGAGAGAGCCAUUAUUCAAUUCCAAUUCAGUGUGGGUGACAAAGUGAAACUUAGAAGUAAGUUGUCUACUUGAUAUUUAACUCUUUAUUAAGUCUUUCUUUAAAUUUUUGCCUGUCGGUCUAUAUUGCUGUUUUUAUUACACAUCAGUUUCUUUGUAUAACUUGUGAGUUUCAUGUGUUGUUUUUAUUAUGUAAAUACCAUUAUAAAUAAAGUUAUUUAUAAAUCAAA